AUUUGCAAUCGCACUCCACACAGAUUCGCGAAGAAGAAGAAGAAGAAGAAGGAGAGGCAGUAUGAAGACGAAGAAGCCACUGGCGGCACUCAAGCUCUCCGUUCCGACUCAAGAGACCAACAUUUCCAGCUUCCUGACCGCUAGCGGAACAUUUCACGAUGGAGACUUGCUUUUGAAUCAGAAAGGAUUGAGAUUAGUUUCACAGGAGAAUGAAUCUCAGCCUUCAGAAUCAAAGGAGAUUGACCUCCAGUUCUCAUUGGAAGAUCUUGAGACCAUCAAAGUCAUUGGAAAGGGAAGUGGAGGUGUAGUCCAGCUGGUUCGCCAUAAAUGGGCUGGCACUUUGUUUGCUUUGAAGGUUAUUCAAAUGAAUAUACAAGAGGAAAUUCGUAAACAAAUUGUGCAAGAGCUGAAAAUAAAUCAAGCAUCACAAUGUCCUCAUGUGGUUGUUUGCUAUCACUCGUUCUAUCACAAUGGAGCUAUUUCUCUGGUGUUUGAAUACAUGGAUCGCGGAUCAUUAGCAGAUGUAGUAAGACAAGUUAAGACAAUUCUUGAACCAUAUCUUGCGGUUGUUUGCAAGCAGGUCUUACAAGGUCUUGUCUACUUGCAUAAUGAGAGGCAUGUAAUCCACCGCGACAUUAAACCUUCAAACCUGCUUGUGAACCACAAAGGAGAAGUGAAAAUUACAGAUUUUGGCGUGAGUGCAAUGCUCGCCAACUCUAUGGGUCAAAGAGACACAUUUGUUGGGACUUACAACUACAUGGCUCCUGAAAGAAUUAGUGGAAGCACCUAUGACUAUAAGAGUGACAUCUGGAGUUUGGGCAUGGUGAUCCUUGAGUGUGCCAUUGGACGUUUCCCUUACAUACAGUCUGAAAACCAGCAAGAAUGGCCAAGCUUUUAUGAACUCUUGCAAGCAAUUGUGGGAAGUCCACCACCUGCUGCUCCACCAGAUCAAUUUUCCCCAGAAUUCUGUUCAUUUGUCUCUGCUUGCAUACAGAAGGAUCCGAGAGACAGAUCUUCAGCUUUGGACCUCUUGACGCACGCUUUCAUCAAGAAGUUUGAAGACAAGGACAUUGAUCUCAGCAUCCUGGUUGGUAGCCUGGAACCUCCUGUAAAUUUCCCACGGUAAUUGUGUUGCUGCAAUGAUCUGUACUCAUUAAAAAAAACUGCUUCCCCAUUAAUAGCUAGCGAUUAUCUCAACCGUUGCGUACACUGAGAGUAGCAUUCUGCUGUACUUUUCUUGAACCCAGAUUCUAUACUAUUUUCAUUUUCAGUCAUGUGAAAUAUGUAGUAAGCCCUGCUAUUGCUGUUUUAUAUUUGUUCCUAAUGCAAUGCGUUUAAAUGAUGUUGUAGAGAUCAUUGUAGAAAAAAUGGCAGUGUAAUACAUGCAUCUCCAAUUCAUGGUUUAACUUUGAUUU
Messenger RNA from Ipomoea nil (Japanese morning glory), 1415 nucleotides. Its product is annotated as mitogen-activated protein kinase kinase 6. The transcript is spliced from 8 exons. Gene Ontology annotation, cellular component: cytoplasm. Gene Ontology annotation, biological process: protein phosphorylation. Lineage: Eukaryota; Viridiplantae; Streptophyta; Magnoliopsida; Solanales; Convolvulaceae. Bases 62 to 1126 code for a protein of 354 amino acids. The record is from RefSeq and is a predicted model, not a curated record. Gene Ontology annotation, molecular function: ATP binding; protein serine/threonine kinase activity.